CAAAUUCCAUCUUUUCCCUCUCCCAGGAAGGAAAAUGGGAAGCAGAGAAGGUGAUCCAGGUGCCCACCAAGAAAGUCCAAGGAUGGCUCCUCCCAGAAAUGCCAGGGCUGAUCACGGAUAUCCUGAUUUCCCUGGACGACAGAUUCCUGUAUUUCAGCAACUGGAUCCACGGCGACGUGCGCCAGUACGACAUCUCCGAGCCCAAACAUCCCAGACUGGUGGGGCAGGUUUUUCUGGGAGGCAGCCUCUGCAAAGGGGGAGCAGUGACGGUGCUGGAAGAUCGGGAAUUGCGGGAACAGCCGGAGCCCUUCGUCAUCCAGGGCAGGAAGGUGCCGGGGGGGCCGCAGAUGCUGCAGCUGAGCCUGGACGGGCGGCGGCUCUACGUGAGCACCUCCCUGUACAGCGCCUGGGACCGGCUCUUCUACCCCGAGCUGCUCAGGGAAGGCUCAGUGCUGCUGCAGCUGGACGUGGACACGGAGCGGGGCGGCCUGGCCGUCAAUCCCAAAUUCCUGGUGGAUUUCGGGAAGGAGCCGGGCGGGCCCUGCCUGGCGCACGAGAUGCGGUACCCGGGGGGGGACUGCACCUCCGACAUCUGGCUGUGAUCCCGGGAAUCCCGGGAAUCCUGCGGGAAUUCCGGGAAUUCCGGGAACGGGGAACGGCACCUCCGACAUCUGGCUGUGAUCCCGGGAAUCCCGGGAAUUCCGGGAAUUCCGGGAAUGGGGAACGGCACCUCCGACAUCUGGCUGUGAUCCCGGGAAUCCCAGGAUUUAUUUGGGAAUUCUGGAUUUGGGAAUUCACGGACUCCAACGUCCGCCUCUGAUCCCAGGAAAUUGCCGAUUUCUCCCAUUUUUUCCACCUCCUUUUCCCUCCCCAUCACUUUUUCCCUGGAGCUUGAUGCCAAAAUUCCAAUUCUGGAGCUAAAAAAUCAUUUUCUGAUAUUUCUGAUCAAAAAUCCCAAUAAAAUUCUCCUUCCAGCA
Molecule: messenger RNA, 977 nt
Organism: Cyanistes caeruleus (blue tit)
Lineage: Eukaryota; Metazoa; Chordata; Aves; Passeriformes; Paridae
Source: RefSeq, a predicted model, not a curated record